AUGACAACAAAUCUCCUCAUCGCAGCGCUCAAUACAACAACUAGCCGUCCACCUGAUGAUACUCCGACACCACUAUGGAUUGGCUAUCUGUCUGUAAUCAUUGCUGUCCUAUUCUUUGGCACGAAUCUCGUUCCGGCUGGCAAAUAUCCAAUCGGUGAUGGAUUAUCAUUUCAAUUUUUUAUGUGUUGUGGAAUUUGGGUCACUGGUCUAGUUAUCGAUUUAUUCGUCAAAAGUCCACAAUUUUACCCGCUAGUGUUAAUUGGUGGCAUUUUAUGGACAACAGGAAAUAUUCUCAGUCUUUUGGUGAUUCGCAUCAAUGGUCUCGGAAUGUCCAUGUUACUUUGGUGUACAACCAAUAUGCUUAUCGGAUGGGCAAGUGGACAUUUUGGUUGGUUUGGGCUAAUUCCAGAGGAUGUUGAGAAACCGUAUUUGAACUACAUUGGUGUAGCAAUUGCUACUAUCAGUGGAGCGGUCUUUUUGGCGAUACGAACGAUUCGGCCGGAAGAAAUUUCCGUGGAUAUCGAAGAACGACAGCCUAUUCUUCAACCAUCGCCACCCGUUGUAAUAACGACAAGUAACGAUGCACUAAUUGAAACAACAACAAUAACAACACCUGCUUCACCACCGACAAAAAUGUAUUUACGUGUGAUCGGUUGCUUCCUUGCUAUUCUAGCCGGCGUUCUGUUCGGAUUUAUUUUCAUUCCAAGCACCUAUAUACAAGAUCAUCCGUACGGUCAAUAUCAAUCAGCCUCGAAAAAUGGCCUUCACUAUGUUUUUGCCAUGUAUUCCGGCAUUUUCUUUUCGUCCAUGUUUUAUUUUAUCAUCUACAUUGCUUACAAAGGUAAUCGUCCAUACCUUCAUGUUCCAAGUAUUUUUCCUGGAAUUCUCUCUGGAAUUAUGUGGGGCAUAGCCCAAGCUGGCUUUCUCGUUGCUAAUAGUGUUCUCAGUCAAACAAUCUCGUUUCCAUUGAUAACAAUUGGGCCUGGUACAAUUGCUAUUUUCUGGUCGAUCUUUUAUUUCAAAGACAUAUCUGGUCAACGCAAUUAUCUGAUUAUCAUUGGAGGAACUUUACUUCGUAUUAUCUCAGCUGUACUCAUUGUGCUUUCUAAGCCGAUCCCACAUUAA
This is a messenger RNA of Adineta ricciae, 1125 nucleotides long. Lineage: Eukaryota; Metazoa; Rotifera; Eurotatoria; Adinetida; Adinetidae. The record is from the annotation of a GenBank genome assembly.